Spirodela intermedia is the source of this 8895-nucleotide messenger RNA. NCBI's taxonomy places the organism in Eukaryota, Viridiplantae, Streptophyta, Magnoliopsida, Alismatales, Araceae. The record is from the annotation of a GenBank genome assembly.
AUGAUGCUCGAUGAAUCAAUCUCCCGGCAGCGUGCCUUCGCGGCGACCUCCAUGAGCGCCCCCGCGUUCCCCACCUUCGCCAGCCGCGAUUCCGAUCAGAACCUCAGUUCGGGGGCCGGAUGGCCCUCCCCACCAUCCUCGUCCUCAUCCUCCUCCAGGAAUCCUUCUUCCCGCCUCCAGGCCCCAAAUUCAUUCUCUCACAAUGGCAGGAUCGCCAUAGCCCUCGUCCCCGCUGCCGCCUUCCUCCUGGAUCUCGGCGGCUCCGUUGUCUUGUAUCUGCUCAUCGUGGGCCUCAUGAUCUCUUACAUCCUGGACUCUCUCCGUCUUAAGAUGGCCUCAUUCUUCGCUGUCUGGUUUUCGCUUCUCAUUUCGCAGAUUGCUUUCUUCUUCGCUUCCUCCGUUUCCUUUCCUUCUCUGCCCCUCACUGGCCUCGCGCUGUUCUUAUGCGCGGAGACCAACUUCCUCAUUGGCGUAUGGGCAUCGCUCCAAUUUCGGUGGAUCCAGAUCGAGAAUCCUUCGAUCGUUAUCGCCCUCGAGCGCCUGUUGUUUUCUUGCGUGCCAAUCGUAGCCCCUGCUCUCUUCAGCUGGGCCGUGGUGUCCGCUGUCGGAAUGUCGAAUGCCGCCUUUUAUUACAUGAUUUUUGCGUGCCUCUUCUACUGGAUCUUUUCCCUGCCCAGGCCAUCUUCCUUCAAGACGAAACAUGAAGCUGAAAAUCAGAUCAUUGGAUCCCUCGAGUCUUGCCUUCACACGCUGCACCUCCUUUUUGUGCCUCUCUGUUUCCGCAUUGCAUCCCACUACUCUAUAGCGUUUUCUUCCUUUUCAUCCGUGUGUGACCUGCUGCUGCUCUUCUUCAUCCCUUUCUUAUUCCAGCUUUAUGCCUCCACAAGAGGGGCGCUCUGGUGGGUUACUAAGGACGAUUAUCAGUUGCAUAGUAUACGGGUGGUGAAUGGUGCAGUUGCAAUGGUUGUGGUCACAGUUUGCCUUGAAAUCAGGGUUGUUUUUCAUUCAUUUGGGAGGUAUUUGCAUGCGCCUCCGCCACUAAACUAUAUCCUUGUGACCGUAGUAAUGCUUGGUAGCUCAUCGGCUGGGGGAGCCUAUAUCCUUGGUUUGGUUGGUGAUGCAUUCAGCUCUAUGGCCUUCACGGUCUUGUUGGUUCUAAUAAGCGGAGCUGGUGCUAUUGUCAUUGGUUUCCCCAAACUUGUACGUGGCGUUUUUUUUCAAAGAUCAUAUUUGUUUUACUUUAUAAUUUUCAGAAUGCUAUUAAUUUUUGUUUAAUGUCGAUAUGGGUUUGAUCUUUGUGAAUGAUUUUUUCCCCAUCACAACAUACACAGAUGUGGGAUGACCAAGUUCUAUUUCUCCACGGUACUUGAUCCCUAACAUGCAUAAUCAAUCUCGUCAGUGCUUCCCUGUGGGAAAUCUAUGAAUUUACUAAUCAUUGAACGGAUGCAUAUCAGUGAUGACCUAACCAGUAUGUAUUUAUCUUGCAUACAAAUGUGUGAACUACUGAUAGGACUCCGGAUUGUACCUAUCAGCUACAUACGCAGAAUAGCCAAAAAAUCUGACGCUAGAACAUGUAUCAAUAUUGUCUAUAUAUUAAAUUCCACCUGAUAGUGACCCUUGUAUAUGUUCAAAGAGACAGAUAUAGCAGUUUUAACGUUAGACCAAGUUAGAAUAAUAAGACUUGACCAAAAAUUAACUGGACAUUGAUAGGAUGCAAAUAUUUCUUAAUUUAGUGGGGAAUGAUGAGUGCUCAUGUCAGAAAAGGAAAGUCAUCUACAUUCUAUAGUCAAUUACAAUGAGGUGAUUUAUGUAGCUUGUGUAAUCAGUUGAAUGUAAGUACAUUUGAAAAGUCCUGGGCUAAAAGCUCACGGUCUCCAUGAACAUGAGCUGGUGAACCAUAGACCUGCCAGUCCCUCCAACGUUUCGCAGGUCACGGUGAUCUUUUCUCUCUUUCAAAGGAAUGUAAUGAUGAUAUUUGUUAUCUAGUGCAAACGUUGACCUGAAUAACAUAGACUAUGGAUUUGGAAUGUAAGACAAGUCCAAGAUGUGUUCUUGUGGUUUGGAAUCAUGCUCCUUAAUGGUGAAAUAUUUCUACUUGUGGCAUUUUAUGUUGCCUUUCUAGUGAAGAGGAACGUUUUGCAGGAGCAAACAUGAAGUGAUGUUAAAAAGAAGAGUCUGAAGUGUGAGAAGCUCAGCCAAAUGUUAAGAUUGGAGCUGGUCUUUGGGAGUAUCUCGGAAAAGUGAAGUGCUGGGGUGAGGAAAAAUGUUUGAUAUUAACUUUCUGCAUCAGCCAAUGUUCGCUUUAUUGGAAGACCUGAAAAUUCAAGAAAAUCUGUGACUUUUAAGAAUGAGAAUUUUGGUUUCAUUGGAGUUCUUUUGAAGUGAUUUUCUCUGUCUAAUAAUAUCCCUCACUGAAAGACAUCCUGAAGGCAGACAAUUAAUUGGAUGGUUGGGACGUUGAGGCAUGGUGACUGAAGUUUCAUUGUUUUCAACAGGAAAGUUAGGAAUGUUCUUACACCAUACCUGAGAUAAAGAGGUUAGGAAUAUUUACUGGUUCUGCAGUUGCUUUUAAUUGGUACAAAAUUCGUGACCGUUAUUUCUUAUUUUUCAGUCUGAACUUAAUGUGGACACCUUGCUAGUUGUAAGAACCCUAGUGACUUUCGCCUGGACUCUGUGAGAACCUACCCGAGUGACCUUCAGGAACCUGAUCACUCGAUGAUACACUAUUAGUGUCUGAUGUCUUUUGCCUAUUGGAUAAUGACUACGUGAAAUAAGAAGGCAUUUACUGAUGAUGAGUGACAAAGACGUUUUCACACAGGGUUUGUCCGUGUUACUUGAAAGUAUUGGGGAUAUCAUAUGCAUAUAUGGCUAAUAUAAUAUCAUCAGUGUAGGACUGUUGCGACCAUAAGGAGGCAUUAUUUUGUGCCACUCUAAUUUUAUAGCAGAAAAUGUGGACUUAUUAUAUAUAUAUAUUUGUCUGCUUACGUGUUUCUUUGAUAGAACGUGUGAGGAGCAGUAAACAAGUUUGGGUGCAACUUUUAUUGGUCAUAUUUGGCUUUUUUCUUUGUUUUGGAGGAUAUCCUUGGCAUAUGUAUCUUUCCCCUCAUUUGGCUAUAAAUGCAAUUAUGAUGCAAUUACUACAACUAUGAUGCAAAAUGCUCUCGUUCACAUUUUGGACGGGAAAAAUGUAAUCUUGAUAAACAUACUUUUGUGCAUUAAAAUCUCUUCUUAUAUUACCCAUCUCGCAUUAGUCUUUUUAUGUUUCUCUUUCUUAGAUUCACUCUCACCUUAUUUGCAACCUUUCUUAGGAUUGUCUUCAGUGGUCUAAAUACCUUAUUUGCAGCUUGUUCGUUAGGUUCAAAAUAGUUACAUUUCUGUGUAAAAUUUGCUGCAAUCCUGACACCUUUCCAUAAAGGGCCACGGGAUGGCCCCCCUCUCUCCAAUUAACUUCUGAUGUAAAUUAGGGAAUAUGAUAUGUCUAGCAUGAAAUAUAAAAGAAUGUGUUGUCUCAGUGAAAUUAACUUUUGUCUAUCAAUCUAGACAGCAGGUAAAUAUCUUACGUUGAUUUUUCUUUUCCCGUAAUUUGGGGAGCUUACAUUAAUUCAUCAAUCGCAAGUGGUUCUUAGGAAUUUCAAAAGUAAAAUGUUAUGGAAGCGUACUAAAUGUGUGAACGAUUUUGGUAAAUGAAAAGUAGGCGAUUUAAGCACAUCCCUUCUUUCAUGGAUAAAACAUGUAAUCAACUUUUUGAAGGUAUAAAAGUGUAUUCAUUACUGAUCUUUUUGUUGACCACCUUGCUGGUGCUCAAUGUUUGGAGUUGGCGAAACCUUUUUGUGUCACAUUUCCCCUUUUUUUGACCCAUGGUGAUACAUAAUAGUUUUCUUUCCAAAAGCCUCUAAAAAUUAUUUUCUCACUAAUCCUGGUUAGAAAAUUUCACUAAAUGGGUUUCUUGUUUCAGAAGUUAUUCUACUGGUAAGUUUUUUAAACUCACUCUUCUAAUAUUCCGUGCAGAAUAAGCCAAAGAAUAAAUCCUUUUUUGGUAUGCGGAGAUGGAAUGGUGUCGUUAUAAUUCAUGAUUUAGAAUUCAUGUCAGCGUUCGGAUUUUAUGCCAUUGUGACCAUUAUUCAUUGUUUUGCAGUUCAUUGCUGUUCCUCUGAUCUCUGGGUACUAUCUGGGACGAUUUUUCACGAAAAAGAGUUUACCAUCUUAUUUUACAUUUGUCGCAUUAGCAAGUCUAAUGACAGCAUGGUUUGUUGUCCACAACUAUUGGGAUCUCAAUAUCUGGAUGGCCGGUAUGCCACUGAAAUCUUUCUGCAAGUUGAUAAUUGCAAGUGUAUCACUAGCUAUGUCUAUUCCUGGUUUGGUCCUUUUGCCAUCAAAACUACGGUUCUUGAGCGAACUCGGUCUUAUAGCCCAUGCUUUGUUGCUCUGCUACAUAGAGGACCGCUUUUAUAAUUAUACAAAUAUGUAUUGGUUUGGGUUUGAUGAUGAGGUGAUGUAUCCCAGUUACAUGGUUAUGACAACAACAUUCUUGGGUCUAGCUUUGGUGAGGAGACUGGUUGUGGAUUGCCGAAUAGGGCAGAAGACUGUCUGGAUUCUGACCUGUUUAUAUUCGUCGAAGCUAUCAAUGCUUUUUAUUACGUCAACGUCUGUUCUGUGGGUAUCAGCUCUUCUGUUGCUGGCUGUUUCUCCUCCUCUGCUUCUUUACAAGUACGUCCUAAACUGUAUUUCCUUCAAUCAGCAUUACAUUCGUACUUAUAUUUCUCCUGUCCUUAUGUGUAAGUUACACUUGUGUACUCAUUUGUGUACAUGGUUGCACAUAUAUGAUAUAUGUGCAACGUUGGCUGGACGUGACUUAACUGACUUGCUUUAGCCAACAUGAGACUAAGUCUAGGUUUAUAACCCUGUUAAAGCAAUGUCCUUCCUUUCAAUACUUUAAAGUUAUGUCUUGUCUAAUCUUAAAGCAUCAGGGAUUGAGACGAUGAAAGCCCUGUUGGGGAGGGGAGUGUAUAAUGAUGAUGUCUCGUUUUCUAAUUUAUUUCAGCGUACAGUUACUGGAAUCUCAGUGUUAUCAGGCACCGAGUGAAUGCUAUAGGAAACACUGUACAACCAAUCAACUCAUGUACUUCAUGCUUAUUUUUUCCGUUAUGGCUAUCAUACCGUGAAAUUUCUCUCCGACUUUGGGUCUCCAGCCGUUUUCUUUCUGAUUUAGAAAAAAAAUUCAUUGUCAAAAAGUCGCCUAGUGCCAGAGAACUUAUCCUUUUCUUUAUAUUAUGAAACAUUAUUUGCUGAAUUAUCACACAUUUUGAAUAUUAGCUAAAUGGAUGUUAGUGCAUGUAUAUAUCACUGGUAUGGAGGAUUUGUGCUCAUGUCAACUUUUCUCAUUGUCUUCUUUUUGAGGUUCCCCAGAAACAAAACGAAAACUACAUCAAAAAUGAAGGUGUGGCAGGGUAUCACGCAUGCUGGUGUUAUAGCUUUUUCUGCCUGGUUAUGCCGGGAAACAAUAUUUGAAGCUCUCCAGUGGUUGAAUGGAAGGCCUCCAUCAGAUGGCCUGCUUUUGGGAUCUUAUUUACUCCUAACUGGGCUUGCUUGCACACCAAUUGUUGCUCUUCACUUCUCCCAUGUUCAGGUAUGAACCUGUUGCGGCUAAUACAUACAGCAUUCUUAAAGGAGUGAUGCUUUAAAUUGUUUCACGUUUUAUGCUCAAUAGUCUGCAUUGCUGCAAAAAAAUUGAUUUUUGUGCCCAUUAUCUAUUCAGAUUAGUGGGUGAACGUUUUGUUUUUGCCUGCUGGUCUGGUUUACAGCGAAAAAGAAGUGAUUUUGAUGCCCAGUCGUAUGAUCUACUGUUAUACGAAUCUUUGUAGUUUGAAUCAAAUUGUAGGAUUAUAUGUGGAAUGAGCUUUUACUUGAAAAAAAAUAAUUCUUGACCUAAUUUUGUAAAGGACUGUUAAAUACAAGGUUUUUAAGGUCACCAAGUUGAUGAUUCCCCUCUAUCGCUUAGGCAGCAGGGUGAGGUGCUUAGUCAAUGCCUUUUAAAGUUGAAUGGAAGGUUUUUAUAUGUAAAACAUAUAGUCGAAAAAUACAACCCAUUCGUGGACGUUGCAUCCUUGAAUGGUGUUGUUUGUGAAUGGGAAUUUACCCUAACCUGUUUGCGAAAGCCACUUGUGCGAAUGUAGCUGUUCGCUUAUGGGUUUGUCUUAGUGACUCUUUGAAACCUAUUGUUGAAGAUGUGCGGAUAGUUUUGAUAAUACUUUAUGACAUGACAUAUCAUUGGGCUAGUCAUAUCUAUGGUUUCCUACGGAUUUUCUUCGUCUAUUUGCAUUACAAUUGGUUGUAGGUUUUGUGUUUAAGAAUUUAAGUCUCUCUUAUAUCAAAAUAAAUUGCUCUAGGCUCAUUUGUGCAACUAAAGACCUGUAUGUGUGCAAAGUUUUACUAGAUGUUGUAGUGAAAGGGUCUCCAUGGCAUACUUCAAUCCAAUUUUCCUGUUUUUGUGAUGAGGCCUAGUGAUCCCGCCUCAGUAUAUUCCAGAUUCAUUAAAGAAAGAACUUUGUGUGUUAAUCAUGCUCUGAUCUUUCGAAGCUGAUGACCACUGCUUUGGUAAGUGCUUGACAUGGUCAGGAUGUUUUUUUGUUUUUUUGGCUUCUUCUUGAGAAAUUGGUUCGGCUUGGCAAUUCCUUUUCAGUUGGAAGAUGACCCUAUCUCAUUUAUCAAUCCUAUAUUUCGUGAAUUGACAUCUGAUGCAUUUUCUAAUGCUUCCUGAGAAAGCAAGUGCGGCUUUCUAAAGCAAAACAAGUAUCAUCAUUUGACUUUUGUACUGUGAGCCUUCAGUUCUUCUUGCAGAGAAACUCUUGAACCGUAGCAAAACUGUCAAAGAAAAUCUUGAUAUCAUCCUUGAUGUGGGCCCUCGUUAGUAUAAGAUAAUUGACAGAAUUGAACAAAAGUCAUACAGAGGAAUGCACAACUGAUAGUGGAUCCCAAUUAAGAGAGUGGAAAGGCCUUCAGUAGAUCCAUCAUCUGUGUAUGUCUGAUCGAGUUAACUUCAGAUUACCUUUCAAAGCCUUAACUUUGUUUGGUUCUUCAUACAUUGUAGAGAGGGCCAUGUAAGGAGUCCUUUGAGACACUUUAGAGACCUGGAUAAGGAUUUGAUUUUUUCACUUGGAAUAAGACACCUGUGGGCAUGGCUGCACCAAUUGUCUGUCACAAUAGAAACAAACCGUAAAAGGUUCAUAUCAUCCAAAAAUUAGCUUAGAAACAGAAUGAUUGUUUCGAGAUUGAAGGUGUUAAUUCUCGCCUUCCUUGGUCGCUUAGAUAACGUGAGACAAUGAUCUACCGCAAAAGACAGAAAAAAACAGAAAUUCUUGUCAAAGUCUGCUUCUUUCUACUGAUUCCUCUUUCUUCUUUUAGGAACUAGGCUUACAUACUGUCUAUCUUGAUGAUUUCAAUUCUAGUUCAUUGUUUUGUUUUCGUUUUGCUUGUGUUCUAUUAACAAUUGAUUCACUUUUCAGUGCCGGGUUCAUUUUACUUGGAAGAAUUUAGAUUUGGGUUAUGUUUUAACUCUUGCAUUCCUUUGUGCAGUCUGCGAAGAGAGCUCUUGUACUGUUGGUGUCUGCAGGUCUGCUUUUCGUUCUUUUGCAGCCGCCUGUUCCACUAUCAUGGGCUUAUCGGUCGGAGUUGAUUAAGGCAGCUCAUCAGUCCGCUGAUGACAUAUCCAUAUAUGGCUUUGUAGUUUCAAAGCCUUUAUGGCCAUCAUGGUUACUCAUAAUCACCAUCUUAUUGACAUUAUCGGCAGUCACAUCCGCCAUCCCUAUCAAGUAUGUGGUUGAGCUAAGAGCGUUAUAUGCAAUUGGAGCCGGAUUCACAUUGGGGAUUUACAUCUGUGCAGAAUAUUUUUUCCAGUCUCUGAUGUUGUUCCCUCUUCUGGUUACCACCAUCGUCUGUGCUUCUGUCUUCAUGGUCUUCACACACCUCCCAUCUGCCUCAAGCACGAGGAUACUUCCCUGGGUAUUUGCUCUAUUGGUGGCUCUCUUCCCUGUGACAUACCUUCUGGAGGGCCAGCUGAGGGCCAGGGCCCUUGGAGAAGGCGAACAAGCAGACAAGUUCACUACUUUGCUCGUGGUCGAAGGGGCAAGGAUGUCUCUUCUGGGUCUCUACGCCAUGCUGUUCUUGCUGAUUGCUCUGCAGAUCAAAUUUGAGCUGGCAUCGCUGAUGAGGGAUAAAGUAGCCGACAGAGGCGGCAUGCACCACAAUCAAGCCGGCAGGCACUCCGGGUUUCCCCCAAAACUGAGGUUCGCUCAGCAAAGGAGAGCAUCUGCCGCCCCAUCGUUCACAAUCAAGAGGCUGGCGGCAGAGGCGGCGUGGAUGCCUGCCGUCGGCAAUGUCUCCACAUUCCUGUGCUUCAUCAUCUGCUUGAUUUUAAACAUAACCCUCACCGGCGGCUCCAACCGGGCCAUCUUCUUCCUGGCCCCAAUCCUUUUGCUUCUCAACCAGGACUCGGAUAUCUUUGCGGGCUUCGGCGACAGGCAGAGAUACUUCCCUGUGGUGCUUGCCAUAUCUGUUUACUUGUUCUUGGCAGCCAUUCAGAGGAUAUGGGCGGAGGUAUGGCAGGGAGACUCCGGAUGGGGCUUGGAGAUUGGUGGGCCCGGUUGGGUGUUCGUCGUUAAAAAUGUUGGCCUGCUGAUCCUCACCUUGCCCAACCACAUCCUCUUCAGCCGUUUUAUGUGGGAUUAUGUGAAGCAGACGGAUGCGAUGCUGCUCCUCACAAUGCCCCUCAAUCUACCGUCGAUUGUGAUCACAGAUGUGAGCACCAUAAGGGUCUUGGGUUUGCUGGGGAUGGCCUACUCUCUGGCCCAAUACUUGAUAUCAAGGCGCACGAGGAUUGCUGGUAUGAAGUUCAUCUGA